Clonostachys rhizophaga is the source of this 1575-nucleotide messenger RNA. Lineage: Eukaryota; Fungi; Ascomycota; Sordariomycetes; Hypocreales; Bionectriaceae. The record is from the annotation of a GenBank genome assembly.
AUGGGUGCAGAGCAUAGUCGAUUGAUUGGUCAAAGACUGAUUGAGUUCAGUCAGAACUCAAACAGUUCGGGCCGCAGCCGUGAAUGUUUGAGCGAAUUAAUUUACGAUACUGGUCAUCUCCUGCCUGCCGACGUCUGGGAAGAUAUCAAGGCUCUAGUGACAGUCACUCUCCCAACGGCAACUCCACGAAAACACAAGGACUAUCAUAAUGAUCCCAAUACAACGCUCGUUUCAAAAAAUCAUGCACCCAUCUCGAAAACACAGGCGCCCAUUUGGAAAAUGAAAUUGCCUAAGGAAAUAUCAUCCAAGCUGAAAGCAUGGGAGGGUUCACCGGAAACGUUUUUUGAUAUCCCCAAGACUGCAUACACUGGACUGCUUUGCGACUACAUUAAUAAGGCUGAAGAAGACACAAUACUAUGUCAUUUUCGAAUACGGUUUGCUCUGAGGGAGUUUUCUUUGAACUUCAGUUCGUGGGGACAUGAAACACGCAAGUUCAUAGCCAAACUCAAAGCAAUUGGCGACAAGCCUCCAACAAGAACUACACUCUACAGAUGGAAGAGGGAAGGUGCGGUCUAUGCAAAUUUCGCAAAGCAGUUUGGUUUGGGGGCUUUAUUCGUAUUCCCGUUUACCAGGAACCAAGUCCGAUCCCAAGGUUUCGAGCCGGUCAUUUCCGAACUUCCCUUAGCUAUCAAGACAAUUGUAUCUGAAUGUGAAGGGGCCGGAAAAGAAAUUUCUGAGCAUCUGUCUACGAAACAGAGGGCAGGCGGGCUCUACAACGAGGCGAUCAAGUAUUCACAAGGAACCAACGGAAAUGACGCGGCUCUCCAGCCGGCUAAUGCCGACUUGUCUGUGGUAACUCUCAACAGUGAAGCCUCACGCUCAUCCAUCUCCCCAACUAUCAAUUGCAGUGAUCAAGUCAGAUCCUUUGAUGGUCUCUGGCGCUCAGGUGAAAAACAACGGGGUCCUACCGCUCGCAAACGCCCUCCCUCGCCCCUCGCCCGCGAAAGCAAACGGGCACAUUUCGCCGAAGUUGGAACGCUGCCUGGCGACCGGAGCUUGUUUAGCGAGGACUUGGUCGCACCGGCUGAAAGCCCAGCACAGCAGUUGGACGUUGUUCAUGUCUCGUAUUCUAGUGCCAGAACCAGAAAUUUUCCUGAAGAAGAAUCGGACAGCGUCAAUGUUCCAGAUGGAUCAUCCCCGCCAAUCCAUUAUCUUGCGGGCCAGGCACCUGUCAAUGUCGAUCCAGCACGCAUAACUGAGUCGGAAGAGGUGGAUGUCGGCAUUUGCUUACAAGGAGGUGGUGACUGCCAAGAUCUGGACACGACGUCUCUCGGUCUCCUGUCAUAUGCUGCUACUAGCCUCGCCCAGGACAGCCCAGGCGGUGCAAGCCUUUCCACUACAGAAAUGCUGGGCCCUAUAUCAAGAAGCGAUAUCCCGCAUGGUCAAAUUGGCGAUGUUGAACAGCGACAGACUAUGAUGUAUGACUUCCCUGCAGCUGAGCUCGGUGGGAUCCAACUAGAUACUCGUGACAUCGAUGAGCUUUCGUUUCCAGAAUUUUUAGAUCACUUAGACUAA